Molecule: messenger RNA, 1491 nt
Organism: Aspergillus steynii IBT 23096
Lineage: Eukaryota; Fungi; Ascomycota; Eurotiomycetes; Eurotiales; Aspergillaceae
Exons: 2
Coding region: 1-1491 (496 amino acids)
Source: RefSeq, a predicted model, not a curated record
AUGAAGCCUCCAAAGCCCGUACUGACUGACACAGUCAUUCCACUUCAUCUAAGGGACAAUGCCUUGAUUUACCGCAAUUUUAUCGCCGACGUUACCUUUAUUUUCGACGAUGUGCUAGAUGCGGAUCUUGUUCGCAACUCUUUGGAAGAUUUGAUUGCUUUUGGAGAAUGGAGAAAGCUUGGUGCUCGCCUGCGACUGAGAGACGACAAUGGGCUUGAAUACCACAUUCCCCAGAGAUUCGACGCUAAAAGACCGGGAGUCACAUUCAACAUCUCCGAUUACAACAUGAGAAUGCAUGAGCACCCGAUUGCUAGCAAAGUUCCUCGUGCAAGUAACAAGCUUCAACUGUUCUCUUCGCCCGACGAAUUUGAUGGGCUGUUGCGCCAGCCAAACACACCUUGUCGGCUGGAAGACUGGAUCUAUUCGGACCGCCCUCAGCUCGAAGUUUACAUGAUUCGAUUUGAGGAUGCGACGCUGAUUAGGAUGACUUCACUCCAUACCUUGAUGGAUGCCGUGGGACGAUCCGGUCUUCUCCAAGCCUGGACAGCCAAGCUCAGGGGUCGCGAUGAUCAAAUCCCAGCCUUUCACGGGUUCUCCGAAGAUCCAAUGGCCUCUUAUACCACAGACGCAUUGCCACGGAGACCUGGCAACUCUCAGAACGGCAACCCAUUUCUAGGCUGGCUUCGCGAGCCAAUUCGUCUUGCCACUGCACUCUUCAGUUCUUUUUGGGCACCGGUGCUGGAGACUCGGUUUCUUUGCGUACCGGGGCACUAUCUUGAUUCCAUGAGAGAGCUCGCCAGGAAGCAGCUCGAAGGUGGGACAAACGAUGAAGACAAGGAACCACAGUUUGUUAGUGAAGGCGACGUCCUGCUCGCAUGGUGGAUACGGACUUGGGUUUCUGCCAUAAAUCCGCCGCCCAGCAAGACCAUCACGAUCGUGAACAUGUUCAACUUUCGUCCCGCAUUGCCAGAGCUAUUUCCUAAAGGAGCAAUGUUCCUUGGAAACACAAUUAUGACGAUAGGAACUCGUGUGCCUGUGGGCGAGAUGCUUCAAAAGCCACUUGGAUAUCUCGCUCGUCGGAUUCGAGAAUCAAUUAUGAGUCAAAGUACCAGAGAUCAUGUUGAGCUGCAAGCUGCUAUCCAGGCAAGAGGGAUUCAAGAUAUGGGAGUUCGUGAGCCGUUUCAAGAACCGGACCCGCUGGUUCUUGCUUGCACCAAUCGUCAUAAAGCAAGGUAUUUUGAUGUGGACUUUUCGGCGGCGGUUUCGAAGGAAGGCGCACCCAAAGCGCAUAGAUCAAGCGCGCCAGGCAAGCCGUUCUUCGUACUGUCCCGCAACUUUUGGUUGGGGAGCAAUAGACCAUCUAAUUCUGUAAACAUUGCAGGAAAAGGCCCGGAUGAUUGCUGGUGGAUAUCGCAGACCUUGCCGCGGAAUGCAUGGGGAGGGAUUGAGAGGCAGCUGGCGGAUGCUAACUGUAACGAGUCUAUCCCUUAG